Chanos chanos (milkfish) is the source of this 1989-nucleotide messenger RNA. It is a transcript of the gene cep76, whose product is annotated as centrosomal protein 76. The coding region runs from base 1 to 1989 and encodes 662 amino acids. Gene Ontology annotation, cellular component: centriole. The transcript has 12 exons. NCBI's taxonomy places the organism in Eukaryota, Metazoa, Chordata, Actinopteri, Gonorynchiformes, Chanidae. The record is from RefSeq and is a predicted model, not a curated record. Gene Ontology annotation, biological process: regulation of centriole replication.
AUGACUCUUCCUCCAGAGAAAGCAUCUGAACUCAAACAAAUAAUACACGACCACUUGAGAAAGAUGGAUAUCCAUGGAAAAAUUCGAGAUGUGCUUGCGGAGACGGUCAGAGGAGAAGCAGAUCCUGGUCGUCGUCCGCUCACUGAAGAAGAUUUCAUGGCUGCGUUGCAACGCAGGGGAAUUGUCGAUGACGUUAUGAAAGAUCUGCACUUUUCCAGUGUGGAUCUGUCGAAAACCGAAGAGGGGACUGCAAACAAGCCUGCAACCCAUUUUAUUGACAAGGAUAUAACUCAGAUCAAGAAAUCUAAUAUAAAUCCUGCAAGGAGAUACCUUUACCUGCAGGUACUUGGGGGAAAGGCCUUCCUGGAGCACCUGCAAGAGCCGGAGCCUUUACCUGGUCAGGUGUGCUCCACGUUCACCCUCUACCUACACUUCCGUAACCAGCGAUUUCGCUCCAAACCGGUUCCCUGUGCCUGUGAGCCUGACCUGCAAGAGGGCUUCCUCUUAGAGGUGCACAGAGAUGGCUCAGGAGACAGCAGUAAGAUGGCGGAUGCCACCACCAUGCUGUCCAUCUGUGAUCCUGUCCACAUGGUGCUGAUAAGGACAGACACGUCUGGAGACACCACUCUCGUCUCCUCUUACUUUCUCGACUGGCGAACUGUCCUCAGUGCACCCAACGGGAAGGCGGGUAUCGCUGUGGAACUGCUGGGAGUUGGCAGUGAAUGUAAAGUACCUGCUGGAGUUCUCAAUCUGCAGCUGGAGCUGUACCCCCCCCUCAGUGAAACUCUCACGCCCGAGAUCAUCACUACUCAGCAAUCCCUUGAGAGGCAGAAGACGGCCGAGAAGGAGCGUCUGUUUUUGGUCUAUGCCAAGCAGUGGUGGAGAGAGUUCUUAGAGAUAAGACCCUCUCACCAGAGCAAACUGGUCAAGAUCUUCGCUCAGGACGAGAACGGUAUAAACAGGCCUGUGUGUUCGUACGUGCGUGUGUUGAGGGCGGGGCGGCUGUUGGAGAGCCCCCGUCAGGCGGCGCGGUUCGUCAGUCUGCUGGCCCUGGAGAGAGCCCCCACGCUGGGGGGCGGAGCCAAACACGAGCAAUGGUGCACCAUGAUGGCCUUUCUCUGCAGGAACAAGGGCGACUGUGAGGACCAUGCUACGUUGCUAUGCAGUCUGCUGCUGGGGUUCGGGUUGGAUGCCUACGUUUGUGUGGGCACCAAGGCCAAAGGCAUACCCCAUGCCUGGGUCAUGACCUUGGGUACGGACGGCUCUGUCACCUUCUGGGAGAGUCUGACUGCACACAGAUACCUCCAUCAGCCCAUAAACCCUGAUGACCCUCCCCUGGUUCCUCAGCCCAAGCCCACCCACCCCUACAGGACCCUGGGCUGCGUCUUCAACCACAGGGCCUUCCUGGCUAACUGCCAGCCCUCGGACGCUGUGGAGCUCUGCGUUUUUGAUUUCGGGGACGGGUCGCGCUGGAAGCCCAUGAGUGAGGAGGCUCUGAACUCAGUCUGUGCCCCUGGCUCCAUCACCUCUCUGCCCCCCACCCCUCCGCUCUGUGCCCCCACUCUGGUCCCUGCUGAAGCCAGCAACCAGCUGGAGCUGGAACUGCGUUACCUGGUGACUGAACACAGGAAGGACCUUGGCUUGGCCACGGUUUGGGAUGACCACCUGUCGUACCUGUUGUCUGCGGCGUUGGCGGCGUAUGAGCUGGAGCGCUGUACCGGCAUGUCCUGCGGUAAUGAGGAGUUUCAGGAUGCGGUCAGGAGAGCCGUGCCUGACGGACACACGUUUAAAGGUUUUCCCAUUCAUUUCCUGCACCGCAACGCUCGCAGAGCCUUCGCUACCUGCCUCAGGUCAGCGUUCUGUGAGGAGAUUGUGUGUUGCCGUGGAGACCACGUUCGUCUUGCAGUUCGGGUCAGAGUGUUUACGUACCCAGAAUCAGCGUGCGCCGUAUGGAUCAUGUUCGCCUGCAAAUACCGCUCCAUUUUGUGA